This is a messenger RNA of Drosophila bipectinata, 661 nucleotides long. RefSeq lists its product as uncharacterized. NCBI's taxonomy places the organism in Eukaryota, Metazoa, Arthropoda, Insecta, Diptera, Drosophilidae. The record is from RefSeq and is a predicted model, not a curated record.
UUUUUUGAGAUUGUUUAGUAUAUUCUUGGAUUUGUCAAAAUUCGUACUGAUAGAACAAUAUGUUUAGAGCGACUGAGGGCGAAGACACCUUCUACGAUUGCCUUAGCGACGACGAGGAGGUUGUCGAGGAGCAAGAAAUGGCCCACGGGGACGCCGUGGUUUGUAAGCGGGCGCCCCGCUUUGACGAUCCGGUGGAGAUUCGUGCCGUUCUGGAGCGAGCAGCCAUUGCCACCCAGCAGCUUCUGCGCUGCUACGGAGGCGCCGAAUGCCCGGCCCCCCGACCAUCAAUGACGCGAUUCUACCCAGCCACCCUGGAGUUGAGCGCCCGCCUGCACACCGAUGAUCUGUGUCCCUGCCCCAAGGAGAGGCAGUGCAAGCUGCGCGGCGACCCCGUGACACUCAAGCUACCCAUUGAGCUGAACCCGGAGAGUGGUCAAGUGAAGGUGAACAUAUUUCAGCCCAAGUCGAUGGGAACGGUUUGUGGAUGCAAUGCACCCGUCGGAGACAGGAGGAAGCGGCGAUCCAUCAAUCGCAGUGUCCGUUGGUCCGCCAAGGACGAAAUGUGCAGCAACUGCUUCAAGAAUCGUUUUUAGAAUUGAAAAAGAUAGAUAUCUUCUGUCCCUUUGAUGUCCUCAUAGUAAAGGUUUCUGGAAAUUUAAAA